GUUGUCAUGCCGUUUUAAGAGUGAGUUGGCAUGCAUACCGGAAGCAGAUUAUAGUGAAGUACAAUUUAGGGUGCAGCAGAAGUUUUGAUAGAUUCUUGCUGGCCUUUCUGCGAAUAUUUCUCAGUUUACUUCAGAUUCUACUUGCAGGUUGCAGCCAUGAGUCUUCAGUGGACAGCCGUGGCUACAUUUCUGUAUGCCGAAGUGUUUGCGGUACUACUGCUUUGUGUCCCAUUUAUCUCCCCAAAACGAUGGAGCAAGUUUUUCAAAUCUCGCCUGGUCACUGUCAUUACGACGUAUGGCAACACUGCCUUCAUCGUGAUCAUAUGUAUCCUGAUCUUUCUGCUCGUAGAUGCAUUUAGAGAAGUGAAAAAGUACAGUGUGACAGAGAAAGUGGAUCUGACUAACAACCCUGUGGCCGUCGAACACAUCCACAUGAAGCUGUUCAGAGCCCAGAGGAACGAGUACAUCGCUGGCUUCGCUUUGCUCUUGUGUUUGCUGUUGAGGCGUCUGGCCACACUGCUGUCCCAGCAGGCAACACUGAUGGCCUCUAAUGAAGCCUUUAAGAAGCAGGCGGAGGGAGCAAAUGAUGCUGCAAAGAAGUACAUGGAGGAAAAUGAGAAACUGCAGGAGAAACUGCGGCAAGCGGGCGUGGAAGUGCCUGAAGUGGGCGGGAAGGCCAAAAGUGGCACAGAGGAGGAGGAGAAGAGAGAUCUGAAGGAAGAGGUCAGACAACUGAAGGAUGAACUCGAAGCAACUAAGAAAGCUCUUCAGAAGUCUGACAGUGAUGUGAAGGCCAUGAAAAAGCAGGCAGAGAACCUCACAACAGAGUAUGACCGUCUGCUGGAGGAACACGCCAAAUUGCAGGCCAAAUGUGAUGCUCAACAGGAUAAGAAAUCCGACUGAACGAAUACAGCACUGCGCGCUCUCUUUCCUGCAUCCUCAUUGGCUGACAGCAGCUCCACUGGCUGUGCAUCACUCCUCUGGCAUCUGAGUGUAAGAGCAGGGUUCAUCAUGUAUAAAUGUGUUUAAUACAUGAUUUAUUAAUAGCCUACAGGUUUUUGACACACUGUAAAAUGUAUUCUUUCAAUUUUUUCUGUGAUUUUUCUGGUUUUUAAUGUUUAUUUCUAGAGAUUUGGUCAUAAAGACAGCAUAAAAUAUCCAGCUUGAAGUUAAUUAUUGAAUGUUCACUGACAUGUGUAAUACAUUGAAUGUGAUCUUGACGUGUCAGUGUGUAUGCACCGUUAAUAAUUUGGCCUCAUUUAUGAAACCCAAAACUUGUAACUGUAAAUCAUUCAUAAAGCAAUUGUUUUCUAAUUUUAAUGUGUGUUUAAUGUGAAAAUUUAUAGGAGAACACUUUUUCUUUCUGCUUAUGUUUCAUGAACGAGGUUUGUUGUUUUAAAAGGACCAAGAACAACGUUACCGCAUGACGAUCUGAGGUUUGAGUCGAAAUUUCAAGAAAUUCAUAAUUCAUUCAUUAUUGAUGUUUAAAACUAGUUUUUUUUCUUGCCUUACAAGAAACCUUUGCUCUUUCCUUACUGUGAAUUUGGAUAUUUAGUUGCAGUGCAAAUGCAUGCCUUGGUUCAUUUUAGACCGUUGAUUUACAAGGCUCCACUUUACACUAUACACCCAAUAUGCAGUUGCUGUAAGCGAUUUUAUUUUCAUGGAAAGGUAUGCCAAAAAUGAUACUACUAUCUGUAAAAUAUUAAUGGCAAUGAUGCUUUCUGCCUGUCAAUCAUUUUGCUUGUUCUCAUUAUGUUGUAGUUGCAUAUCAUUAUUGAGACAUAAUCCCAUUUUUAUGCCAUGCUGCUCAUAACAGUUGCCAGCUGAGGGCGCUAUUUUGCUGCUGUUGUUUUUGACAACCUUUUCUGCUCAUGAUGGUCUUAAUAAAGCUCAUUUGGUAUCUUUGGAGUGCAGCAUUUUGGAAAAAGGGGGCGUGGCUUAUCCAACGGCUCAGGAAAUUCUAGAAUGGCUCAAAUCGCUUACAGCACCUUUUUAAAGAAAUAGUUCCACCAAAAAUGAAAAUUGUCAUUUACAAAUGUCUGUUUUUGUCAAACCCAUAUGAUUUUAUAUCCUUGAUGGAACACUAAAGGAGAUGUUAAAUGCAAUGAAAGUGAAUGGUGUUCCAUAGAAACAAAUUAUACGAGUUUUGAGGGUUGGUAAAUGAUAACAGGAUUUAACUAUCCCUUUAAAACAGAAAAUCCCUCCAGUUUACCAUCAACCACCUUUGCUUUUUAUUCUUGGCCAUCGCCCGUCUCGUCCUCGAUGCUAUUGGAAGAUAUCCUUGUGGUAUUUGUCCUGGGUGUGGGAUAGCUUUCGUAUUCCAGUCUAACAUUUUAUACUUCCAUGGAAAUGUUUAGUGUUCCAUGGAAGAUAAAGUCAUAAAUGAGGACAGAAUUUCCUUUUUUAGGUGGACUUUCCACUUGAAACUCUUCACUUGCCAUUGCUGGUAAUAUUCAUGGUUGUUUACAAUCUAAUAUUUUACACGUUGUUAAAUGCUCUUGGUUUCUUUGGUGAAUGUCACAGUCUAGCAUAUGUAAAUGUAUAGCUUUGAAAGGUUGCUUUGAAUCAUCCAACAUAAUGACAUCACAGCCAAGUUUAAAUUGGUUUGUGUCGGAAUGCCGUUUGUGCUUUGUUGCGCUCCCAUGGGGAAAGGUCAUUGGCUCGGUGACAUGCUGUUAGAUAAUUCCGAUUCAAGACCACCUGGGCUGUUCGCAAUCAUUACAAUGUGGGAAAUGCUGUCUGCUACCAUGAUGAUAGCUUAUGGUUUUGUUCGUUUGAGUGGCUACAUUAGUGAAACUUUACCAGAGUCACAAAAUGUCAAUCUAUACAUUAAGAUGGAGGUUUUUGUACGAAGGAUGACAGCAAAAGCAACUCGUGUUAUGUCAUGUAAUUACCAAACAAAUAAAUAAAUAAACAGACUGUAUAAUAAUGUCAA
Xyrauchen texanus (razorback sucker) is the source of this 2935-nucleotide messenger RNA. It is a transcript of the gene bcap31, whose product is annotated as B cell receptor associated protein 31. Bases 157 to 903 code for a protein of 248 amino acids. Gene Ontology annotation, biological process: endoplasmic reticulum to Golgi vesicle-mediated transport; intracellular protein transport. Gene Ontology annotation, cellular component: endoplasmic reticulum; endoplasmic reticulum membrane. The record is from RefSeq and is a predicted model, not a curated record. Lineage: Eukaryota; Metazoa; Chordata; Actinopteri; Cypriniformes; Catostomidae. The transcript is spliced from 8 exons.